AUGGGUGAUGGAGGAGCUCUGAGAACAGAGGGAAAUGCCCUGCUGAAGGCUGUAUUCCAAGGCAAGCUUCGUCUUGCCCGUUUGUUACUGGAGGGAGGUGCAUAUAUCAAUGAAGGAAAUGAGCGAGGGGAGACACCCAUCAUGGCUGCCUGCAUGGCAGGAUAUGACGACUUACAGACACGUCAGAAAAUGGUACGCUAUCUUCUAGAGAAAGGCGCUGACUUGAAUAUCCCUGAUAAAUCAGGCCGGACUGCCUUGAUGCACGCAUGUUCUGAGCGGGCUGGCAAAGAUGUUGUGUCACUACUCUUGGAGAAUGGAGCAGACCCAAGUCUCAAAGACUAUUCUGGGUCCUCAGCUCUAAUGCAUGCCAUCAACAGAGGUGAUCGAGAAACCCUGCAGAUACUUCUAGAUGCCUGUAAAGCCAAAGGCAAAGAGGUGAUCAUUAUAACCACAGAUACCUCACCCUCAGGCACAAAGAAGACCAAGCAGUACCUGAACUCUCCACCUUCACCAGGUGUAGUUGACAAACUCUCACCAGCCUGCAUGUCUCCAUCAGAGGUAGAGAUCCGAACCUCAAACUCACCUGCUGGAGAAGAGGAAGAAGGUAUCUUUAGCUUUGCUCUAACUUCUGCCCUCCCGUUGCCCUCCAACAGGCCGCCAGGUGAGAGGAGACCACCUCCACGCAAACUUCUCAAAAGACUGAACUCAGAGCCCUGGGGCCUAGUGGCACCAAGCGUACUGGCUGAGAGAGGUGAGAUGUUGGAGGGUAGCCUAGCAGAAGAGGACAAGGUGGUGUCAGAGAUGAAUGGCAUGUCAAUCUCUGGUCCAGGCAGACCACUGCUCUCACGCAGACACAGCAUUGAAACUCAUGACCCCUGCUCACCGAAGCUGAUUGACCGCUCCUGCUCAGAAGAUUGUGCAGCCCUCUGUGGUUCCUCUUGGGCUGACAAGGUGCAGCAGCAUCAGUCACUGUACCGCAGAAACACAGCGCCUGAGUCACAAGAGAAUGCUGGUCAUAACCGUGCUCUGGCUCACCCCAAACUUACACGCAUGGAGCACUAUGAGUCAGAUACACACCUAUGUCCUGAGUCCAUUCCUGGGUCUCCAGAUUCAGGUCGUGUGUCCGUGGAGCGCCGCAAGUACAAUGCCUCACCACUAUCGCUAGUUGCCAGUUCCUCACGGGAAUCCCUGGAGAGCAUCCCGAGCUCAGUGUCCCCCAUCACCAUGAGGAGGAGACCCCCAAGCUUGCUGGAGCGGAGAGGUUCUGGCACACUCCUGCUGGACCACAUCUCACACACUCGGCCUGGAUUUCUUCCCCCACUCAAUGUCAACCCCCAGCGACCCAUCCCGGACAUCCGGACCAAUGGCAAGCCCUCUUCACCUGUGCACUCUGGAAACAAGAUCCUGCUGCCUGUAGCACCCACAUCACCAAAGCGUGUUCUGGAUUUCAAGAUGAAGAAGAAGUUGAUGAGGAGGCACUCCAUGCAGACAGAACAGAUGAAGCAGCUCUCCACCUUUCAGGAGCUAAUCGCAGAGAAGGUCAUGGAGGUCAAUGGAGACUAAGAGUUAUGGGAGAAUCUCUCUUUCUCUCUGUCACUCACUCACUCUUACAGACACACACACCUUUACCACUAGAU
Molecule: messenger RNA, 1637 nt
Organism: Neoarius graeffei (lesser salmon catfish)
Lineage: Eukaryota; Metazoa; Chordata; Actinopteri; Siluriformes; Ariidae
Product: ankyrin repeat domain-containing protein 34A
Exons: 1
Coding region: 1-1563 (520 amino acids)
Molecular function (GO): protein binding
Source: RefSeq, a predicted model, not a curated record